AUGAAGAACAUGAAGAACAAUAUUAAGAUGAUGAAGAACAUGAAGAACAAUAUUAAGAUGAUGAAGAACAGGAAGAACAAUACAAUUAUGAUGAAGAACAAUAUUAAGAUGAUGAAGAACAGGAAGAACAAUAUUAAGAUGAUGAAGAACAGGAAGAACAAUACAAUUAUGAUGAAGAACAAUAUUAAGAUGAUGAAGAACAGGAAGAACAAUAUUAAGAUGAUGAAGAACAGGAAGAACAAUACAAUUAUGAUGAAGAACAAUACUAAGAUGAUAAAGAACAGGAAGAACAAUACAAUUAUGAUGAAGAACAAUACUAAGAUGAUAAAGAACAGGAAGAACAAUACAAUUAUGAUGAAGAACAAUACUAAGAUGAUGAAGAACAGGAAGAACAAUACAAUUAUGAUGAAGAACAAUACUAAGAUGAUGAAGAACAGGAAGAACAAUACUAAGAUGAUGAAGAACAAUACUAAGAUGAUGAAGAACAGGAAGAACAAUACAAUUAUGAUGGAGAACAAUACUAAGAUGAUGAAGAACAGGAAGAACAAUACUAAGAUGAUGAAGAACAGGAAGAACAAUACUAAGAUGAUAAAGAACAGGAAGAACAAUACUAAGAUGAUAAAGAACAGGAAGAACAAUACUAAGAUGAUGAAGAACAGUACUAAGAUGAUAAAGAACAGGAAGAACAAUACAAUUAUGAUGAAGAACAAUACUAAGAUGAUAAAGAACAGGAAGAACAAUACAAUUAUGAUGAAGAACAAUACUAAGAUGAUGAAGAACAGGAAGAACAAUACUAAGAUGAUAAAGAACAGGAAGAACAAUACAAUUAUGAUGAAGAACAAUACUAAGAUGAAGAACAGGAAGAACAAUACUAAGAUGAUGAAGAACAGGAAGAACAAUACAAUUAUGAUGAAGAACAAUACUAAGAUGAAGAACAGGAAGAACAAUACUAAGAUGAUGAAGAACAGGAAGAACAAUACAAUUAUGAUGAAGAACAAUACUAAGAUGAUGAAGAACAGGAAGAACAAUGCAAAGAUAAUAAGAACAAUUGACUAUUAA
Messenger RNA from Homarus americanus (American lobster), 1059 nucleotides. RefSeq lists its product as uncharacterized. The record is from RefSeq and is a predicted model, not a curated record. Bases 1 to 1059 code for a protein of 352 amino acids. NCBI's taxonomy places the organism in Eukaryota, Metazoa, Arthropoda, Malacostraca, Decapoda, Nephropidae. The transcript has a single exon.